GCCGCACUGUCUUCAUUUUUCCACCUUGCCUUUUUAAUCUCUCUCUCUCUCUCUCUCUCUCUGUAUUCGAAACUGUAAUCCACAUCUAUCUAUCUAUCUAUCGGAAGAAGCACAACACCACGAAUAUGUCUUCAGCUUUCUCUGCAACUAAAAUCAUCCAAUCCCGACCUCUCAAAUCCACCUCCAGAUCUCCCGAUAAACCUUUCUUUGAUCCCCUCAAAACCAGCACCUCCUCCGCCUCCUCCUCCUCCUCUUUCCUCGGAUCAACCCACAAACUCCGCCUUCAUUCCAAUUCAGCUGCUGCUCAUACCCGCCGUCGAUCCACCUCCGUGGUGGCCGUCUCCGAUGUCGUCAAGGACAAGAAGCUGAAAUCUAGCUCCCUUUCCAAUCUGCUUAUUACAAAAUCAGAAGGGUUGGAACUGUACGAGGACAUGGUCCUUGGCAGAUCGUUCGAAGAUAUGUGCGCCCAGAUGUACUACAGAGGCAAAAUGUUCGGAUUCGUCCAUCUCUACAACGGCCAAGAAGCUGUAUCUACAGGAUUCAUCAAGCUUCUCAACAAGGAAGAUUGUGUUGUGAGCACAUAUCGCGAUCACGUUCACGCGUUGAGCAAAGGCGUUCCUGCUCGCUCCGUCAUGAGCGAGCUCUUUGGCAAGGCCACUGGCUGUUGCAGAGGCCAGGGCGGCUCUAUGCACAUGUUCUCCAAACAACACAACCUUCUCGGUGGCUUUGCCUUCAUUGGCGAAGGAAUUCCCGUCGCUACCGGCGCUGCUUUCACUAGCAAGUACCGGAGGGAGGUCUUGAAGGAGGCCGAUUGUGAUCACGUCACUCUUGCUUUUUUUGGUGAUGGGACUUGUAACAAUGGCCAAUUCUUUGAGUGUUUGAAUAUGGCUGCCUUGUGGAAGUUGCCAAUUGUGUUUGUUGUGGAGAAUAAUUUGUGGGCAAUUGGGAUGUCUCAUCUCAGGGCAACUUCCGAUCCCCAAAUUUGGAAGAAAGGCCCGGCAUUUGGAAUGCCCGGAGUUCAUGUUGAUGGAAUGGAUGUGUUGAAGGUCAGACAAGUGGCCAAGGAGGCCAUUGCGCGGGCUAGGAGAGGGGAAGGGCCUACUUUGGUCGAAUGUGAGACCUACAGGUUCAGAGGACACUCUUUGGCGGAUCCUGAUGAGCUUCGCGACCCCGCUGAGAAGGCUCGUUUUGCUGAAAGAGAUCCCAUCGCUGCAUUGAAAAAAUACAUGAUUGACAACAAUCUGGCCAGUGAAGCGGAGUUAAAAGCCAUAGAGAAGAAGAUAGAUGAGGUAGUUGAGGAGGCUGUUGAGUUUGCAGAUGAAAGCCCUCCUCCACCUCGCAGCCAGCUAUUGGAGAAUGUGUUUGCAGAUCCAAAAGGCUUUGGUAUUGGUCCUGAUGGUAAAUACAGAUGUGAAGAUCCAAAAUUCACUCAAGGAACUGCUCAUGUCUAACCUUUUCAUGAUUAGUCUCGUGUUGGUUUUCAAUUCGUUGUUCUGUGUGGUUCUAAAAUAUACACUACUACCAUGUAAUCACUUUCUUUCUGUUCGUCAUGUAUCAUUAUAUACUUUUAUCAGCAGGACUUGUGACUUAGGUUGUGUCGUUAUUGUCAAUUUUGAUCUAGCUCCACUUUUAUUUGUCAUU
Camellia sinensis is the source of this 1641-nucleotide messenger RNA. RefSeq names its product pyruvate dehydrogenase E1 component subunit alpha-3, chloroplastic. The record is from RefSeq and is a predicted model, not a curated record. Gene Ontology annotation, cellular component: intracellular membrane-bounded organelle. Gene Ontology annotation, biological process: pyruvate decarboxylation to acetyl-CoA. NCBI's taxonomy places the organism in Eukaryota, Viridiplantae, Streptophyta, Magnoliopsida, Ericales, Theaceae. Gene Ontology annotation, molecular function: pyruvate dehydrogenase (acetyl-transferring) activity.